AUGACCACCGUAGGAGGCGAAGGCACAGACGAUGAGUUCACAGGCGACGAGUUUCCGAUUGUAGCGAUGGACAUGAACGAUCCCGUUGAUGAUUUGGGCGAUGAGAUUAAUGCCCCACAGAACUACCACACCAACCCUGCAGCCAUGCGCACUGAUUGGAUUAUGUCUGCACCGCUGGUGCCCAUUGCGAAAGGUGUUGGGGCGCGGCCAAUCAAAUUCAGCCUGUUCCCGCCUCGGAAACCCCACACAAACCGAUGUCUGGAGGGUCUGUGGCUCACUGCGCUCCUGUGCGGUAGUACUUCCCCUACUACAUACCUGUAUGAGCUACCCACAAAUACGACUUUUGUCCUAUAUUCAUACUACAUACUCGUAUGA
Sphaeroforma arctica JP610 is the source of this 375-nucleotide messenger RNA. RefSeq lists its product as hypothetical. The coding region runs from base 1 to 375 and encodes 124 amino acids. The record is from RefSeq and is a predicted model, not a curated record. NCBI's taxonomy places the organism in Eukaryota, Ichthyosporea, Ichthyophonida. The transcript is spliced from 3 exons.